Phyllotreta striolata is the source of this 606-nucleotide messenger RNA. The record is from the annotation of a GenBank genome assembly. Lineage: Eukaryota; Metazoa; Arthropoda; Insecta; Coleoptera; Chrysomelidae.
CAAAGUGAUAACAUUAAUCAUAACAAGAACAUCCCACAUUUAAACUCAAUAGCAACAUUAUCUGUAGACGUGUUUUAUAUAACUAUCGACAACAACCAACGAAAGAUGAAUAAUUAUUACUGUAAAUUCAUAUUUUGUACGAUAUUUCUGUACAAUUUCGUUUCAUCUUCUCCUUCAGUUUCACUGGGAGUGACCAGCUGCUUCAGCUGCAAGGAUAACUGCAAUGAUCCUUUUGAUCCUUCCGAUGCCUCCAUCCAACAUUGCGAGACAGGAGUCUACCAGAAAGGCGGCAACAAGACUAAUCACAGCUUUUUAUUGGACACAAGCUUCCUGAUUUUGAGCAACAAGAGUUCCGGUUACGUUUGCGGCAAAUUCAUCAUGGAAUCUUCUACUUCCGGUAAAAUAACUACACAACGCAGAUGCAUGGCCAAAAAUUACAUCGGCACAACUCCCUGCGGCUUAGUCGAAACUUUAGCGAAUUCAACCCAAAUGAAACUGUUGAGCUGUUCCAUAUGCGACUUAGAGCUGUGCAACUCCGCGAUCGGAUGGAAUUCGUUAACUUCUUGGGCUAUAUUAGCUCCGGCUAUUGUUGCUUUAUUUUUAUAA